Messenger RNA from Striga asiatica, 1869 nucleotides. NCBI's taxonomy places the organism in Eukaryota, Viridiplantae, Streptophyta, Magnoliopsida, Lamiales, Orobanchaceae. The record is from the annotation of a GenBank genome assembly.
AUGGUGGAUCGAGCGAAAGAAUUGAUUCUUCAGUUCGCGCCAUUGCAGAGUUCAGUUGACGAGGGUUUUUGGCACAGGUUAUCAUCGUUGAAGCUCAACAAGCUGGGAAUUGAUGAAUCUCCUAUUCCUAUCACGGGUUUUUACGCACCUUGCUCACAUCAUCAAAUAUCAAAUCAUUUGACCCUUCUUGCUGAAUCAUUACCUCUUGAAUCUAGUGAACAAUCAUUUACACCGGAAAUAACUCGUGGGAACAGGAAUAGAUGUCCUGUCCCGGGCAUUCUUUACAAUACAAACACAUUGGAAGGAUUCCAGGCUCUUGACAAGCAGAGUCUACUAAAGGAAGAAGCCAAAAAGAUUUGGGAGGAUAUUGUUUCAGGCGAAGUUGAGGAUAACAGCAGUCUUCUUUUGAGAUUCCUUGUUGUUUCAUUUGCCGACUUGAAAAAGUGGAGCUUUCAUUACUGGUUUGCUUUCCCAGCUUUGAUUCUUGAUCUUCCAGCCACUGUGAUUGAGCUGAAGCCAGCCGCUCAGUGGUUUAGCACAGAAGAGGCAAAGUCUGUGACAGCUGCCUGUAAUGAUUGGCGUAACUCGAGCUCAACAACAGAUGUUCCAUUCUUCCUGUUGUCUAUUUCGUCAAAUUCAGCUGUGACUAUUAAGCAUCUGGGUGAGUUCGAAGCAUGCCAAAGGGAUGGUCAUAAGAUUCCCUUUUUCUGCUACCGUGAAAACCGUGGUUUUGCCGAUCUUGAGUUAUCCUUGGUGGGCGUAGCUUCAAUAUCAAUAUCGCAAGAGUUAAGAAAUAAUCAGAGUAUGCCAAAUGCUGUUGGUUGGGAACUUAAUAACAGAGGAAAAAAGGCCCCAAGGUGUAUCAGCCUAGCCAAGACAAUGGAUCCCUCUAGGUUAGCAAUUGAGGCUGCAGAUUUGAACUUAAAGCUAAUGAGGUGGCGUCAACUGCCUUCAUUAAAUCUCAACAUUCUAUCAUCCACAAGAUGUCUUCUUUUGGGAGCUGGUACACUUGGAUGCCAGGUCGCUCGAAUGCUCAUGGAAGCUGAAUCUGUUGUAAUGGCCAUUCCAAUGCCUGGGCACCCUGUGACAAGCCAAGAAGAGAAAAAUGUGCUUGAUGACUGCCGGCACUUGCAUGAUCUGAUCGACUCUCAUGAUGCGAUUUUUUUGUUGACCGACACACGGGAAAGCAGAUGGCUUCCAACUCUAUUAUGUGCCAAUUCCAAUAAGAUAACCAUAACUGCUGCGCUAGGGUUUGAUAGCUUUCUAGUUAUGCGCCACGGAGCCGGUCCACUGAACUCUUGUCACGAAACGAAAUCCAAAGGUUCAAAUAAUUUAUCUGUUGAAUUUGGGAAUGUAUCUCUCAUGGACAACAGUUCAGGCCCGCGAUUGGGUUGUUACUUUUGCAACGAUGUUGUAGCUCCUGUUGAUUCAACUAGUAACCGUACAUUAGACCAGCAGUGCACUGUAACACGUCCAGGGCUUGCUCCUAUUGCAUCAUCACUUGCCGUUGAGCUUCUUGUAGGAAUCCUGCACAAUCCUUCCGGGAUAAUGGCGAAAGCCGAAUCUUCUAGCUCGAGUGAUUUUAGCAAUGACGAGCAACCUCUUGGUAUUUUACCUCAUCAAGUCCGGGGAGCUCUCUCUCAGUUUUCUCAGAUGACACUCGUGGGCCAUGCCUCGACGAGCUGCACUGCCUGUAGCUCAACUGUGGUCACGGAAUAUCGAAGGAAGGGACUCGAUUUCGUACUUGAAGCCAUUAACCAUCCGACUUACCUUGAAGAUCUAACCGGGCUAACUGAUCUGAUGGAAUCUGCAGGCUCGUUUGACCUGGACUGGGAUGAUGAUGAGGCGGAUGAGUGUGUCGAAAUUUGA